Molecule: messenger RNA, 2502 nt
Organism: Epithele typhae
Lineage: Eukaryota; Fungi; Basidiomycota; Agaricomycetes; Polyporales; Epitheliaceae
Exons: 12
Coding region: 1-2502 (833 amino acids)
Biological process (GO): DNA-templated transcription; regulation of DNA-templated transcription
Cellular component (GO): nucleus
Molecular function (GO): zinc ion binding; DNA-binding transcription factor activity, RNA polymerase II-specific; transcription cis-regulatory region binding
Source: RefSeq, a predicted model, not a curated record
AUGCCUCCACCUCAUCUCACUCUCUCCGCCUCCCUCUCCUCCCCCUCGUCCCACGGCUCCGAGACUAUCGGCACCCCGCCGAAUGACACCAUCUCCUUCAGCUCAAACGCCAACGGCAAGAGGCCGGCUUCUUCAGCCAGCAUGACUAACGACGGUCGCAACAAACGCCCCCGUCAAGAUGAUGACGAAGCCCAAAGUCCGAGCACGGAGAAGGGCGAUGAGCCCAAGGCGAAGCCUACCCGUGGCUCUCGAGCUUGCACCGUCUGCCGCCGCCUGAAGAUGAAGUGCGUCAAUGCAGAGAACGGCCCACCCUGCAAGCGCUGUCAGCAAGGCAAUCACGAGUGCAUCUUCGAGGAGUCCAACCGCGGCAAGCGCUCCACCAAGAAACACGAGAUUUUGACACGCUCAUUAAGGAAGAUGGAGCGGACUUUGGACACCGUCCUUCGAUCGCUCGGUAACCCGUCGCUGGCUGCGGGCAUCAUGUCCCGAUCGCCCUCGCCGAGUGUGCAAUCCCAAACCAUGCACGCUCUGCUGAACUCGCCUUCUCCUUCACCGUCUCUGGAGCAGCAGGUUCAACACCAUGCCCCUCAACAUGCGUCGACGUCGCAUGCCCCACCCUCGCCGAAGAUGCACUCCCUACCCGACAACGCGCUCAAUCCGCUGGGUCUGCUGGCUGAAGCGAGCUUGGCCAACCGCCGUGCACAAGCCAAGUCCAACGCCUUGGCUGAGGGUGCGGAUGAUUCUGCCAGAGUGGGCGUCGCCAGUGAUGUUUACUUCAAACCUGGCCCUAUGACGAUUUUGCCUUUGCGGAGGCUCUACAUCGAGCGGCAAAUACAGCCUGAAAUGCUGAGCUUCGUAUCCACGGAAGAGGUUGUUGCACUGUUCAAAAUGUGCGUACAAGCACCGUUCCUCGACCCUGAAUUUCAUACGCCGUCUCUAGUCUGCUCACGGUCGCCCUUCCUCCUGACCUCCAUAUGCGCGGUGGCUUCGCGAUUCUACGAAGCUCGGGAGGACCUUCACCCCAAGCUGUCGGAACUCGCGAGGACCUUGGCAUUCCAGGUACCCGCGCGCGGGUACAAGUCUGUCGAAAUCGUCCAGGCUUACCUCAUCAACGUGCUGUGGGGAAGCGGCCCCGUGCAGCGCUAUGAGCAGGACCAGACAUGGUUGCUCCUCGGGAUGGCGAUAAGGAUGGCAACCGACCUCAACCUUCAUCGACGGUCAACAGGGCCCAGUCCCGACACGGACGCGGGCCGCGCCCGCGACCGUGAAAUGGGCAAGCCAUACUCGAUCAAGGAAGAUUACAUGAUCCGGAACGCCUCGCAAUGGGCUCGCUUGCCGGGAUCUAUUCCCUGCGAUGGCGCGCUUGCGGCUUACGCGCCUCGACUUGCUCUACUCGGCACCACCAACUCGUCAGGCCUUCAGAUUGACUGCGACUUCCUACUGGUGAUCAAGACCAUGGAGACGCAGCUGCUCGCCUGGCAGCAUGAGUGGCUCCACACGCGGAUUACUUCUAGUAUGCCGCCCGGCUCGAGCGCCUCAUCUCCAGCCGGUCUAACCAUGGAUAUCGCCCCGCUUGCUCCGCCAGGCCUAAGCGAGAACGUGGCCCGCUUCCGGAAGGCGAUGGCCGGGUUCUACUUCCAUUACGCGAUGCUCACUAUCAACGCGUUCGGACUUCAAAACGCGCUCGAGCGCUCUGCCGUCGACAUCGGCCACUUCUUUGCGCGCUGCCACUCGUCGGCAGUCAGCUGUGCCACCGUCAUGGCAGAGGAGCUGGGCCCGUCGGGAUGGUUCAGAUAUGCGCCUGAUUCGCACUUCGUUAUGGGCUCAUACGCUGUGCUCAGUCUAUUGAAACUCAUCCGCCCGGAGUUCCAGGCGUUUUUGAACCACGAGCAAAAGACGAUUGCCAUUGUCACCCAGGUUGCCAACACCUUCGAUCAGAUCGCCGUCAGCCCUAUGCACACGCCUGCGCUGUACAGCUGCUUCCUUCGCGCCCUCGUCAGCGCCCGGACGGACACCGCUUCAGUCAACAGCACAGAGCACACGGCCGACGGCACUACCGCAAGUUCCUCCGCCGACCCGUUAGCUCCAUCCUUCGCACAGGCACCGCGGCAGGUCAACUCCCUCGGUGCGGACCUGCUCGAAGCCUUCUCGUACACCAGCGAAAUGGGUCCCGUCGCGGACAUGUCUACCUUCCCACCGACGAUGGCGCCGCACCCACAAAACGCGGAGAUGAACAUGCUCUCUAUGGACAGCAUCCUCAGCGCUGACUUCUGGGACAGCGUGCUCGUACCGGGCUCAUCGAACACGAUGGAGAGCCUCAGCGGCGGCUUCGUUUACGGCGCCGGUGGCAGCGGAUUCAUCACCCCUGGCAUGUGGAUGUCGCCGCUCCCAUCCGGCGCGACGUCGCCCGUCCGCAACGCGAACGCGCACCACGACGGCGGUGACGUGCAGAUGGAGGGUCAACAGCUCACGUCGCCCAUCGGCGUCGGCGUCGGCGCGUGA